AUGAAGAAGAUGAUCGUAUACUCAUUGUUCAAACCUGAAGUUGAAGACAAGGUCGACACUAACGAUCAUCAUCAGGUUGAGAUGAAUUUCUCACCUGCAGCCGCUCCGAAUUGGUUGCACUUGGAGGUACCAGUAGUUCCGGUGCUAGUUGACACUGAAUCGGUUAAGCAACUUCCGGUUGUGCAAUACCGGAAUCGAAUGAUGGAGAGAAGAGAUCAAUCGCGAUAUAGAGAUCACGAGGAUGACGAGUCUAUGUGUAUAGUGUGCAUGAAUAGCAUAGAGGCUAUAGAUGAAGUAAGAGAGCUGAAGAACUGUUCCCACGUCUAUCAUAGAGAGUGCUUGGAUCUUUGGGUUGCUCAGGGUCAGGUAACCUGUCCUCUGUGCAGGUCUAAGCUAUUGCCAACUGCUAGGGCUACGCCAAAUGAACAUUUGAAACCUGCGGGAGGGGAUCCAUGGAGAUCGGAGAGGAUGAUUUACUUGUUCGGUGAUGAUUGCUUCAAGCACUGGAUAGACGAUUAG
Rosa chinensis is the source of this 519-nucleotide messenger RNA. Its product is annotated as RING-H2 finger protein ATL70. Gene Ontology annotation, molecular function: ubiquitin protein ligase activity. Gene Ontology annotation, biological process: protein ubiquitination. The record is from RefSeq and is a predicted model, not a curated record. Lineage: Eukaryota; Viridiplantae; Streptophyta; Magnoliopsida; Rosales; Rosaceae. The transcript has a single exon. Bases 1 to 519 code for a protein of 172 amino acids.